Messenger RNA from Dermacentor silvarum, 3102 nucleotides. RefSeq names its product polyadenylate-binding protein 2-like (gene Pabp2). The coding region runs from base 249 to 923 and encodes 224 amino acids. The record is from RefSeq and is a predicted model, not a curated record. Lineage: Eukaryota; Metazoa; Arthropoda; Arachnida; Ixodida; Ixodidae. Gene Ontology annotation, molecular function: RNA binding. The transcript has a single exon.
ACUUUUCCGCCAUCAACAAGACAAAGGUUGCUUACGCGGUUUGUGUUGUAUUUGGAGUGUUUUCGUGGACGCGUCUAGGGAAAAAAAAAAAAAAUCGCGUUUCAUGUGAGCCCCGCCGGUAGUGAACGCGUCCCGCCUGUGCGACACCAGCGAACGAAGAAGCAUCCGUCUGCAAAUCCGCAGCCGCGUGAGCCGGUGGCGUUCUCUUUUUUGUGCCGGAAGAAAAACCCAACGAGAUUCGCGCAAGCAUGGCGGACAAUCCCGUCGAGAACGGCGACGCCGAGGCGCAGGAGAACGGCGAUCACCAGCACGAUUCCACCGGCGGCGAGCUGCUCGACGAAAGUUUGGGCGACGAGCACAGCCUGGACGACCCCGAGCUCGAGGCGAUCAAGGCCCGCGUGCGGGAGAUGGAGGAAGAGGCCGAGAAACUGAAGCAGAUGCAAAGCGAGGUCGAGAAACAGAUGAGCAUCAGCCCGCCCGGCGGCUCGCUAGGCCUAACGCUCGAAGAGAAGAUCGAGGUUGACGCGCGCUCCAUCUACGUCGGCAACGUCGACUACGGCGCGACGGCCGAGGAACUGGAGCAGCACUUCCACGGCUGCGGCUCCAUCAACCGGGUGACCAUCCUGUGCGACAAGUUCUCGGGACACCCAAAGGGAUUCGCCUACAUCGAGUUCACGGACAAGGACUCGAUACAGACGGCCAUGGCCCUCGACGAAUCGCUGUUCCGCGGCCGCCAGAUCAAGGUGAUGACCAAGCGCACCAACCGACCGGGAAUCAGCUCGACGAACAGGCCGCCCCGUGGUCGUUUCCGGAGGCCCGGACGCGGCAUGUACUACGGAGGCGGCGGCGGCGGUGGCGGCGGUUACCGCUUUCCACGGCGCGCCUACCGACCGCGCAGGGCGUCGUGGUUCUAUCCUUACUAGAAAAAAAGAAAGGGCCGCGCUGUUUGCAUGUUCCGAUCCCCUUUUCUUUCUUUUUUCUUUGUUUCCCUCCUGCCCUUUUCCCCCCUUCAUUCUUACUCCGUUGGUCACCCCCCCGUCCCCCCUUUCUGCCAAACGUACCACCCCAAACACACUUGUCUCUACCGCUCGAAAUGUAGCACACCUCUGUGCGGUUGCGAAAUGUGCAGGUGGGCUCAAUCUAGGUUUGGAUCCUGCUUGCAAAGUAGCGAAGCGCCGCUGUCAUGUGUGGCGCAUAAAAAACCUCGAGUCACGCCGGGCUCGCUUAGUAGAGAGCUUUGAGAUUACCGGCCUUCUUGCGUGCGCAAGCAGCGUUUGUUCCCGGAUCUAAAACACACUGACGUCGUGCAACAGCAGGUGCUCUUGAAUGACUUACCUUGUUGCAGUAGUGUUGCAGCACCACUUGUCUGAAUUCGUAAUGCUAAGCGUUCAGGAAGAACUGGGUAAAGGAACGGUCAUGGCAGAAAAGUUCGAGUUGCCUAACGUGACAUGUUCAGAGAGUCAUUUUGGUUCGAUAGCACUUAAACCUUUUUCCGCUUGGUACUAGUUUCAUUAGGGGGAUGUCACGAGGCAGCAAUCAAUAAUCAGUGAAAUGUGGGGCACGUUGGCGUUUGCACGAGACAAGUGUGUCUGGAGUCGUAUGGGAUGUCCGUGUGGCUGGUCACACCAGCAUCCGAUGAAGAUCGGUUUUGAUGGGAGGAGUUGGUCAGGUGCACCGUUUCAUAUGUGCUUUCAUCUGCUGCGCUACUCCAAGACGUCUCACGCAUGCUUCUUCAUAGCAGGCGCCGUUUCUUCAACUUGAAGGAUCAGCUUACAGGGAUUGUUAGGCAUGCGUGCAUGCAACAGAAUAGUUCCUUCAAGAAAGCUGUUGUGAAGAGGUUUCCCGCCUAAGCAGUCACUAACUAGGGUAUGGUUGCCUUCCUUACGCAGGAUCAUUGCGUCACUGUGUAGUGGCCACGUGAAACUUUUUUUUUUAAUGCAUUUCUUCGUUGCUGGGAGAGGAGUGUCAGUCAUGGUGCGCAGACACGUCUGAGCAUUGUUUUUGAGGCCUGCAGGGGGGGUUGUGCUCCCAGGUAGUUCGGCUAUUAUACAACACCCAUCUCGACCGUUUCCUUUUUUGGAGAGAUGUAAAUGUUCCAUGAGUUCAGUAGUCAUUGGCCAGACUUGGUUCAGAGUUGCAACUUGCUUUGGUUGGGGUAUGUGACUCCUUGUUCAUCGCGGCAUGUUGGGCGGUGUUUUGUUGUUGUUAUUUUCUUUCUUUUUGCUUUGGGUGUUGUCUUCACACGCGUCUUUCUUUCCUCUGUCUGCUACUACUACUUCUUGCUCUGCGUUUGGUGUGUGUUAUUAACGUGCAAACGUCCCCGGCUCGGUGCACUCGGAACUGUGGAGAGAAGCUGAAAGAGAAACUUUCUUCUUGUUGUGUUCACAUUGCUUGUAAAGUCAUUCCCACAACACUACAAAAAAACAAACAAAGCAUCAUCACAACAUAUUGUGCGGUCGGUGGGGAAAGCAAGAGUAGGUAGAAAGAGACUGUUGCCAGCGCAUGAAGCAAUCCUAGCGCAGUGACUAGUGCCUAAUCUCCGCAGGCUUUGUGGAGCAGUGAAAAAAAAAAAAGCUAAACGUGACCGGCCUAGUCGCCUGGUCAGGUGGGAAUGUUACAUGCGGUGGCAACAGCAAACAUUUCUCAUCAACAUUUGUGGGCGGAGAGCGGCGCAGAGUCUGUUGCUCGUUUUAUUCUUGGUUGAUGGUAAGGGAAAACGAAAAAAGGCCUUGGCAUCUAUUCCUGCUGUCAUUUUGCGUGUGUGUUUUUCUGUUCUCCUGGGAUAGAUCAAGGUGCUCUUUUUUUAUUUUUUGUUGUUCAAACUUGUUUUUUUUUUUUGUAUAUGCGUCGGCUACAGUGAAGCACGCGUCUAUUUCAUCUGUUCUUUCAUUGUUGGUGCAGCGUCGGACUGCGAAAACAUGUUGAAUUGCUGAAAGAGCAAUAUUCUGAAAGCUUUUUUUGCAGAAAGACAAUGCUGAAAAAAAGAAAAUCUACCUUGAAUAUCAACAGAAAAUUGCCCAAAAGAAACUGAGGGGGCCUUUCGACCCACAAUACAAAAAUUUCAUCUUUCAAAAAUAAAAAGAAAAUGAUCUAUACAUCGUA